AUCCUAUGUGCUGAACGUUUACUUCUGACACAAGCCGGUGUUAGACAACCUGCAGCCUGGCUGUGUCUGCCAGUAGUUUGGAAGCUCUUCGGAAGAGUGACAGGAAGGAGCUGAAGAGCUGAGAGGAGGAAGGACAGAGGAACCAAUGUCUCCUCCACGUCUGACAGGAGCUCUCCGCUCCUUCUCUAAUGUCAGUAAGAAGGAGGAUCCUGUUGAACAGCUUUAUGACCUGAAGACAAAGAGACUGAAGCGACAGGAGCUGUUUGCCAGGGAGGGGCUGACCUGGCAGAAGAUUGUCCACUUCUGCUCUGAACAUCAGGACAAAGCUGCCAGUCAGGAACUGAAGAGCCUGCUUCAGGCAGCCAAACAGAUUGUUGGUGCAGAUCACGGUCAGGAAGCCAUCGAAUGUGCUGCUGUCUUUCUGUUUGAGACCUUUCAUAACAAAGACCAUGUUGGCACCGAGGAGACCCGCGCCAUCAAGCAGAUGUUCGGCCCCUUCCCGUCUUCCGCUGCCGAAGCCUCCUGCGCUUGCGUGGCUCGGCUGGUGGCGCCGCUCGGUGACUCCAGAGUGGAAGACUUCAUCCAAACCCAGAGUUCUCGUCACAGCGCCCAGAGAGGCUCCUCCUUUGGACGCAACAUUGCCUUCUCAUAUGACUUUUAUUCACUUGACCCACUGGAAGACCUUCAGGAGUCUGAGAGAGUGGAGCAACACUUUAUCAACUUUCUCAGUAAUCAGCAGAGCGGAAAUAAGUCCACCGGUGAGGAUGAAGUCUCCCGCUCUGGAACACAUUCUGGCUCUGGGGAUGGAUCUGUCCUUCAAAGAGAAGUGGAGAAAUAUCUGGAAGGAGGGAACAUGAUUUCGUCCAACCCAGAGGAGUUGUGCACCUCCUUGUUUGAGAUGCUGGCCUCCCAGAGGAGUGAUGAUGAGCUGCAGAACGAGCUUUUUGAACUGCUGGGACCGGAGGGCCUGGAGAUGAUCUCCGUCCUGCUACAGCGCAGGACAGGGAUCGUGGACGCCUUCCUCUCCGUUCCAGAUGAAAGGACUGUUUACGCUCCAGAUGUGAGCAGAAAGGUCAGCGGCGAAAUGAGCAAGCCUGCCUACGGCUGCCAGGUGACCAUCCAAUCCGAGAAGGAGAAACAAAUGAUGAAAAUUUACCGCCGAGAAGAAAAGCGAGAGAAAAAGAGAGCCAAAGGAGGCGAUGAUAGUGACUUCUCAGAGGUUGGGGUAACCUUUGACCCCAAAGAGAUGAGAGCUCAGCGAGAGCAGGCCCUGCUGAAUGCACGCUACGAACCCGUCCUCACCAGAGAAAGAGUUUAUGAACGGAUCCGAUACCCCAACGUCUACGACAGCUAUGCAGAAGCAACGAAAGCACCGGCCUUCGUUGGAGGAGCCAGGCUGCUGUUACCAGAGGGAAUCCACAGAGAAAACAACAAGAUGUUUGAAGAGGUGGAGAUCCCCCCCAGUGAACCCAUGGCUGUCGGCUUCCAGGAGCGGCCCGUCUACAUCUCCGAACUGGAUGAGGUGGGGCAGCUGGUGUUUAAGGGAAUGAAGCGUCUGAACAGGAUCCAGUCCAUAGUGUUUGAGACGGCCUACAACACCAACGAAAACCUUCUGAUCUGCGCUCCCACUGGUGCCGGCAAGACCAACAUCGCCAUGCUGACGGUCCUGCAUGAGAUCCGUCAGCACCUGCAGCCUGGUGGCGUCAUCAAAAAGGACGAAUUCAAGAUAGUGUACGUGGCUCCAAUGAAGGCCUUAGCAGCUGAGAUGACUAAUUAUUUCAGUAAGCGUCUGGAACCCCUGGGCAUCACUGUUAAAGAACUCACCGGAGACAUGCAGUUAACCAAAGGAGAGAUCCUUCGAACUCAGAUGUUGGUGACCACGCCGGAGAAGUGGGACGUGGUGACCAGGAAAAGCGUCGGCGACGUGGCGCUCUCUCAGAUUGUCCGUCUCCUGAUCCUGGAUGAAGUCCACCUUCUACAUGAAGACCGAGGGCCGGUGCUGGAGAGCCUGGUGGCGAGGACCAUCAGACAGGUGGAGUCGACCCAGAGCAUGAUCCGGAUCCUGGGGCUGUCGGCCACUCUGCCAAACUACCUGGACGUGGCCGCCUUCCUGCACGUCAACCCCUACAUCGGCCUGUUCUUCUUCGACAGCCGCUUCAGACCCGUGCCUCUCGGACAAACCUUCGUUGGCAUCAAGACCACCAACAAGAUCCAGCAGCUCCAUGACAUGGAAGAGGUUUGUUACAACAAAGUCCUGCAGCAGAUCAAAGCCGGUCAUCAGGUCAUGGUGUUUGUUCACGCCCGCAAUGCCACAGUGAGGACAGCGUUCAGCUUGAUAGAGAUGGCCAAGAACAGAGGAGAAAUUUGCUUCUUCCAGCCGGACCAGGGCCCAGAGUACGGCCAGUGUGAAAAACAGAUCCAACGCUCCAGAAACAAGCAGAUGAGGGAAAUGUUCCCAGAAGGCUUUGGGAUCCACCACGCCGGCAUGCUACGCUCCGACCGCAGCCUGAUGGAGAGCAGCUUCUCCAAAGGCCACCUGAAGGUGCUGGUCUGCACCGCCACCCUGGCCUGGGGGGUCAACCUGCCGGCCCACGCCGUCAUCAUCAAGGGAACUCAGAUCUAUGAUGCAAAGCGUGGCACUUUCGUGGAUCUGGGAAUCCUGGACGUCAUGCAGAUCUUUGGCCGAGCGGGUCGACCUCAGUUCGACAAAUACGGCGAGGGAACCAUCAUCACCACCCACGACAAGCUGAGCCACUACCUGACCCUGCUCACCCAGCAGAACCCCAUCGAGAGUCAGUUCCUGGGCAGCCUGGCCGACAACCUGAACGCUGAGGUUUCCCUGGGGACGGUGACCAAUGUGGAGGAGGCUGUGAGGUGGCUCAGCUACACCUACCUGUACGUCCGGAUGAGGGCCAACCCUCUGGCCUACGGCAUCAACCACAAAGCCUUCCAGAUGGAUCCGGCUCUGGAGCUCUACAGGAAGGAGCUGGUGGUGGAGUGCGGCCGGAAGCUGGACAAGGCCAGGAUGAUCCGCUUUGAGGAGCGCACCGGCUACUUCGCCUCCACGGACCUGGGCAGGACCGCCAGCCACUUCUACAUCAGAUACAACACCAUAGAGACGUUCAACGAACUUUUUAACUCUCAGAGGACUGAAGCAGACAUCCUGAGCAUCGUGUCCAAAGCAGAGGAGUUUGAUCAGCUGAAGGUCCGCGACGAAGAGAUGGAGGAGCUGGAGAUGCUGUCGAGCUACUGCCACCUCGCAGCAGCAGGGGGGGCGGAGAACAGCUACGGCAAAGUCAACAUCCUGCUGCAGACCUACAUCAGCCGGGGAGAGGUGGACAGCUUCUCGCUCAUCUCCGACCUCUCCUACGUGGCCCAGAACGCGGCUCGGAUCGUCCGGGCGUUGUUCGAGAUCGCCCUGAGGAAGCGCUGGCCCGCCAUGACCUACCGCCUGCUGAAGCUCUGCAAGGUGAUCGACAAGCGACUGUGGGACUUCGCCCACCCGCUCCGCCAGUUCCCCACCCUGAGCCCCAGCGUCCUCAACCGCUUGGAGGAGAAGAGGCUGACUGUGGACAAACUGAAGGAGAUGAGGAAGGAUGAGAUUGGCCACAUGCUGCACCAUGUCAACGUCGGAGUGACCGUCAAGCAGUGCGUCCACCAGAUCCCCGCCCUCACCAUGGAGGCCAGCAUCCAGCCAAUCACACGCACCGUGCUACGCGUGCGCCUCCUCAUUACUCCUGACUUCCGCUGGAACGACCAGGUCCACGGGUCUGUGGGGGAGCCUUGGUGGCUGUGGGUGGAGGAUCCCAUCAACGAUCACAUCUACCACUCAGAGUACUUCCUUCUGCAGAAGAAGCAGGUGGUGACCAAAGAGCCUCAGCACAUCGUCUUCACCAUCCCCAUCUUUGAGCCGCUGCCCUCGCAGUACUACAUCAAGGCGGUGUCAGACCGCUGGCUGGGCGCUGAGGCUGUGUGCAUCAUCAACUUCCAGAACCUCAUUCUACCUGAGAGGCACCCCCCACACACCGAACUGCUGGACCUGCAGCCGCUACCUGUGACCGCUCUGGGGAACCGCGAGUUUGAGAGCCUCUACAAGUUCACCCACUUCAACCCCAUCCAGACGCAGAUCUUCCACACCCUCUACCACACCGACACCAACGUCCUGCUGGGGGCGCCAACAGGCUCCGGGAAAACCAUCGCAGCUGAGCUGGCCAUGUUCCGCGUCUUCAACAAGUAUCCGUCCUCUAAGGUGGUCUACAUCGCUCCUUUGAAGGCUCUGGUGAGGGAGAGGAUGGAAGACUGGAAGGUCCGGAUUGAGGAGAAACUGGGGAAGAGAGUGGUGGAGCUGACGGGGGACGUGACUCCGGACAUGAGGGCCAUAGCACAAGCUGACCUCAUCGUCACAACGCCGGAGAAAUGGGACGGAGUGAGCAGGAGCUGGCAGAACCGGAGCUACGUCCAGAAGGUGGCCAUUCUCAUCAUCGAUGAGAUCCACCUGCUGGGUGAGGACCGAGGCCCCGUGUUGGAGGUCAUUGUCUCCAGGACCAACUUCAUCUCCUCCCACACCUCUAAGAGCGUCAGAGUGGUGGGUCUGUCUACGGCUCUGGCCAACGCUCGGGACCUGGCUGACUGGCUGGGAAUCCAACAGGUGGGAAUGUUUAACUUCCGUCCCUCUGUGCGUCCCGUCCCGCUGGAAGUUCACAUCCAUGGUUUCCCAGGACAGCACUACUGUCCCCGCAUGGCCAGCAUGAACAAGCCCACCUUCCAAGCAAUCCGCAGUCACUCACCAGCCAAGCCGGUGCUGAUUUUUGUGUCGUCCAGAAGGCAGACCCGUCUAACGGCUCUGGAUCUAAUCGCCUACCUGGCCACAGAGGACAACCCUAAGCAGUGGCUGCACCAGGAUGAGAGAGAGAUAGAGGCCAUCAUCGCCACUGUGAGGGACUCCAACCUUAAGCUGACCCUGGCCUUUGGGAUCGGCAUGCACCACGCAGGCCUUCAUGAGAGGGACAGGAAGACAGUGGAGGAGCUGUUUGUCAACUGUAAGAUUCAGGUUCUGAUUGCCACCAGUACUCUAGCAUGGGGAGUAAACUUUCCCGCUCACCUGGUGGUCGUCAAGGGAACCGAAUACUACGACGGGAAAUCCAGACGCUACGUGGACUAUCCCAUCACAGAUGUGCUGCAGAUGAUGGGGCGAGCUGGACGUCCUCAGUUUGAUGACCAGGGCAAAGCCGUUAUCCUGGUCCAUGACAUCAAGAAGGAUUUCUACAAGAAGUUUCUCUAUGAACCGUUCCCUGUAGAGUCCAGCCUCCUCAGCGUGCUGUCAGACCAUCUGAACGCUGAAGUCGCUGCUGGAACCAUCUCCUCCAAGCAGGAUGCCAUGGAUUACAUCACAUGGACCUACUUCUUCAGACGGCUGGUGAUGAACCCCAGUUACUACAACCUGGAAGACGUCAGCCAUGACUCCAUUAACAAAUAUCUGUCCGGCUUGGUGGCGAACAGCCUGCGGGACCUGGAAUGCUCCUACUGCAUAGAGAUAAAGGAGGACGAUCAGGCGGUGGAGCCCCUGACAUACGGACGCAUCGCCUCCUAUUACUACCUGAAGCAUCCGACCAUCCGGAUGUUCAAGGAGCAGCUGAGGGCUGAGCUGACGGCGGAUGAGCUACUAACUGUCCUCACGGAUGCAGAGGAGUACGCUGAGCUACCGGUCAGACACAACGAGGACCAGCUCAACAGCCAGCUGGCUCAGCAGCUCCCUCUGCAGGUCAACCCGCACUCCUUCGACAGUCCACACACCAAGACUCACCUGCUGCUGCAGGCGCACUUCAGCCACGCUCAGCUCCCAUGCAGCGACUACACCACCGAUACAAAGACUGUUUUGGACAACGCCAUCCGUGUCUGCCAGGCCAUGCUGGAUGUAGCUGCCAACGAGGGCUGGCUCAUCACUGCCCUCAGUAUCUGCAACCUGGUGCAGAUGAUCGUCCAGGGCCGCUGGCUGCACGACUCGUCGUUACUGACCCUUCCUCACGUGGAGCAGCACCACCUCUAUCUGUUCAGGAAGUGGGCCGUUAAAAGAGGAAGGAGUGAUGCUGAGGGCUUCAGCGGGGCGGUGGAAGGACUCCCUGAGCUCAUUGCCGCUUGCAGCGGUAAAGAAAGCGUUUUCUCCGCCAUCGUCAGCCAGGAGUUUACUCCAAGUCAAACGCAGCAGGCGUGGUCCUUCCUGAGUCACCUCCCGGUUCUGGAGGUCCAGAUGAGCGUGAAGGGCUGGUGGGAGCAGAGCCAGGAGCAGACGGAGCGACCCCUGCCUGCAGGGGGCGCUAACCUGAGAGAGGAGAGCAGCUGGUUGGACGUCCACGCGGAUCAGGAGUACGUCCUGCAGGUGGCGCUGCGGCGCAUUAAUCUGGGUCAGCAGAGGAGGAAGCAGGACAGUAAGGCCCAGGCUCCCAGGUUCCCCAAGGCCAAGGAUGAGGGCUGGUUCCUGAUCAUGGGGGAAGUGGACCGGAAGGAGCUGCUGGCCGUCAAACGGGUCGGAUACGUCCGGAAUCACACGGCCGUGUCUGUGGCCUUCUACACUCCAGAGAAGACUGGAAAGUGCAUCUACACGCUGUAUGUGAUGAGCGACAGCUACCUGGGUCUGGACCAGCAGUAUGACAUCCACCUGAACGUCAGGCCUGCCAGCAUCUCCGCCCAGGUCAACACAGAGGUGGUGGACUCAGUGAGCGGGUUGUCCCUCAGCUAAAGACCAGCAGCAGAGUGGUCUUCAUCCAGCUCCUCCCUUCAGAAGGAGCUGUAGCUCCUGUUAGCAUCGGCCCCAUGUCAGAACUUGAUCUGCUGAAACUGAAGGCAUGAAGCUGGAGAGGAACUCAAUCCUUCCCUGUUUGGUUUACUGGAUAGAAAAAUAAAACAGAAAUCUGGUUCUUUAA
Cyprinodon tularosa is the source of this 6920-nucleotide messenger RNA. It is a transcript of the gene ascc3, whose product is annotated as activating signal cointegrator 1 complex subunit 3. The record is from RefSeq and is a predicted model, not a curated record. The coding region runs from base 146 to 6736 and encodes 2196 amino acids. The transcript has 42 exons. NCBI's taxonomy places the organism in Eukaryota, Metazoa, Chordata, Actinopteri, Cyprinodontiformes, Cyprinodontidae. Gene Ontology annotation, molecular function: ATP binding; ATP hydrolysis activity; nucleic acid binding.